AUACUGGCGUUCGGGGGGAAAGAGACAAAAUAUCUGUCUCUGAAGUCUGAAGCUGAACCUCUUGGGCUUGGUUCGUCACUGGGACUUCUCUGUUGCGCGCUUUUGAACGCUCCUCCCUCGGAACGCUUCACGCCCGGCGAAGACGGCGCCCGCACUCGACAGUCGCCUUUCGUUCUGUGCAGCCUGUCUUCAGCCUUGCGUUUUUCAUGACAUUUCCUCCUUUCGGCUAGCCUCGGCAGACAGGGAAAUGGAUAAGGAACUCGACGAAAAGAGCCUUCAAGAGAGGGAGCACUUCUUCAAAAUCAUCCAGUCUUUUAAAGCAUACAAAAACUUUUCAAGAAGCAUUGUUAACAAAAGGCUGGCUUAUUUGAACACUUUGCCGCAAGUUCAACAAGUAGCGCUGAAAAAAUAUAGAAACAAGCUGGAACAGUUGGUAAAGUGCAUUGACCAGAAUUCGAGGAUCAUCAGGCUAAUAAUUCAGGACAUUGAAAAACUGUUCGAGAACGUACAACAUGACUGGGAACAGAACCCGCCUUCCAGACCAAAGCUCACUGUUGCCGAUGUCGACAAGGUGCAGAUAACACUGAAGCAAUUCUACAGGGACUGGAGUAAAGACGGGAGCGAGGAAAGGCUCCUUUGUUAUGAACCAAUAGUUGCAGCUAUUGAAGAAAGGUUUCCAGCUGAUACGUGUCGAAGGGAGGACAUCCAUGUAUUAGUUCCCGGGGCAGGCCUAGGACGGCUCGCUUUUGAAAUAGCCAGGAGAGGCUUCACCUGCCAAGGAAAUGAAUUUUCCUUGUUCAUGCUCUUUGCAUCGAAUUUCAUUUUAAACAGAAGCGGAGGUGUUGAAAUCUAUGAACUUUACCCCUGGGUGCAUCAAUGCGACAACAACAUGAGUGCAGAAGACCAAGUGGCGCCCAUUAGGUUUCCAGAUGUCGAUCCAUCUGAGCUUUAUAAAAUGUACGGCACUUCAAGGUUUUCAAUGGUAGCCGGUGAUUUCUUGGAGGUCUACAACUCAGACGAACAGUGGGACUGCGUAGCAACUUGUUUUUUUAUCGAUUGCGCCAACAACAUUUAUACUUUUAUCGAGAAGAUUUACAACGUACUCAAGCCUGGAGGUGUAUGGAUCAACUUGGGCCCACUCCAGUACCACUAUUCGACCUCUUUGAAUGAAGAUUCGAUCGAACCAAGUUUUGAAGUUGUUACAGAAAUUAUAAAAAGUCUAGGAUUUGUCAUCGAGGUGGAAAAAACGGGCAUGAGAACGCUCUAUUCACAAAAUCCCAAAUCUAUGCUGAAACGUGUCUACGAUAGUGUGUUCUUAAUAUGCUCGAAAUCUUGAACACGUGUUACCUGAUGUCAGUCGGGGCAAAUUUUAUAAUGCCCUUGUACUAAUUAAGUAUAAGAGAAAGAAAACGUUAUUGUGAAUUUUUAUGUUUGGGAUGUAUUCUAUUUUAUAAAAAGAACUAUUUCAAAGUGUGAUAACAUGAUUAAAAUUACUUUAGAAAUA
Cimex lectularius (bed bug) is the source of this 1504-nucleotide messenger RNA. Its product is annotated as carnosine N-methyltransferase. The transcript has 7 exons. NCBI's taxonomy places the organism in Eukaryota, Metazoa, Arthropoda, Insecta, Hemiptera, Cimicidae. The record is from RefSeq and is a predicted model, not a curated record. Gene Ontology annotation, molecular function: S-adenosylmethionine-dependent methyltransferase activity. The coding region runs from base 248 to 1336 and encodes 362 amino acids.